AUAAACUGUGGAAGGAUUUAAUUCUUCACUGUUUUUUUCUAGCUGUCUCACUUGUGGAGCUGAAAAUUAUAGCUAAAUGUAAUAGCUGGCUGUCUUCACAAGUAGACAGAUGCUUUUGUCGGUGUGAACAUUGGUUCAGCUGUGACUAACAUGCCAAGUCCAACAGAAGUUGUGGCCCUUCUCAAGACUCAAGGUAUCGAACAUGUUAGACUAUAUGAUGCUGACAGAGCCAUGCUUCGUGCACUAGCCAACACAGGAAUCCGUGUAAUUGUUUCUGUUCCCAAUGACCAGCUUCUCGGCAUUGGUCAGUCCAAUGCCACUGCUGCCAAUUGGGUUAAACGCAAUGUCAUAGCUCAUGUUCCUGCUACCAACAUUACUGCCAUAGCAGUUGGUUCUGAAGUGCUGACAUCCCUCCCAAAUGCAGCUCCUGUUCUAGUCUCAGCACUAAAAUUCCUUCAAGCUGCUCUAGUUGCAGCCAAUCUUGAUCAACAAAUCAAAGUCUCUACUCCACACUCUUCUUUUAUCAUUCUUGACUCUUUCCCACCUUCUCAGGCAUUUUUUAAUAAAACUUGGGAUCCUGUCAUGGUUCCCUUGCUCAACUUUUUGCAAUCAACAGGUUCCUAUCUUAUGCUCAAUGUGUACCCUUAUUAUGAUUUCAUGCAACCCAAUGCUGUAAUCCCUCUAGACUAUGCUUUGUUCCGGCCCUUGCCUCCUAAUAAAGAAGCUAUAGAUUCCAACACCAUGCUGCAUUAUACUAAUGUCUUUGAUGCUGUUGUUGAUGCUGCUUAUUUUGCAAUGUCAUAUUUGAACUUUACCAAAAUUCCUAUUAUAGUCACCGAGUCAGGAUGGCCCUCCAAAGGAGAUUCAUCCGAGCCAGAUGCAACUAUUGAUAAUGCUAACACUUACAAUAGUAACUUGAUCAGGCACGUCCUUAACAACAGUGGAACUCCUAAGCAACCUGGAAUUUCAGUUAGCACUUAUAUUUAUGAGCUUUAUAAUGAAGACUUGAGAACAGGUCCAGUGUCUGAGAAUAAUUGGGGUCUGUUUUAUGCUAAUGGAGCUCCAGUGUAUACCUUGCACUUGACUAAUGCUGGUACUGUAUUUGCAAAUGACACAACAAACCAAACCUUUUGUGUUGCCAAGAGUAAUGCAGAUACAAAGAUGCUUCAGGCUGCACUUGAUUGGGCUUGUGGACCAGGGAAGGUGGAUUGUUCUCCAUUGCUGCACGGUCAACCCUGUUAUGAUCCAAAUAGUGUGGCUGCACAUGCUACAUAUGCUAUCAAUGCUUAUUAUCAGCAGAUGGCUAAAUCUGCUGGGACCUGUGAUUUCAAAGGAGUUGCCUCUGUCACCACUACAAAUCCAAGUCACGGUUCCUGUAUAUUUCCUGGAAGUCACGGAAAAAAUGGUAGCAGCAUAAAUGGGACAUCAUUGGCUCCAUCUACCAAUUCCACAAAUUCAGGGUGCUUGUCACAGUAUUACAAUGGUGGAUCUUUAACAAGAUCUCUGAUUCUUACUUUAAUUUUGAGUGUAGCUGUCUUAUAAAACUAGGCACAUUACCUUUUCAGCAUUUGAGUCUUGCAUACCCAAUUUUGUGUUCCUCAUGUAGAGAAUUUAAAGGGUAGCGAGGUUGAUCAAAAUGUAUAUUUCCAAUUGUAACGUGAGUUUAUUAUUCAAUUUUUGUACAAACAAACCAGAAGAAUUUAUUUAAACCNUUGAUGUAA
Vigna radiata var. radiata (mung bean) is the source of this 1721-nucleotide messenger RNA. RefSeq names its product glucan endo-1,3-beta-glucosidase 3. Bases 151 to 1542 code for a protein of 463 amino acids. The record is from RefSeq and is a predicted model, not a curated record. Gene Ontology annotation, cellular component: plasma membrane. The transcript is spliced from 4 exons. Gene Ontology annotation, biological process: carbohydrate metabolic process. Gene Ontology annotation, molecular function: hydrolase activity, hydrolyzing O-glycosyl compounds. Lineage: Eukaryota; Viridiplantae; Streptophyta; Magnoliopsida; Fabales; Fabaceae.